Molecule: messenger RNA, 918 nt
Organism: Onychostruthus taczanowskii (white-rumped snowfinch)
Lineage: Eukaryota; Metazoa; Chordata; Aves; Passeriformes; Passeridae
Gene: MRTO4
Product: MRT4 homolog, ribosome maturation factor
Exons: 8
Coding region: 59-772 (237 amino acids)
Biological process (GO): ribosomal large subunit biogenesis; nuclear-transcribed mRNA catabolic process; ribosomal large subunit assembly
Cellular component (GO): nucleolus; preribosome, large subunit precursor
Molecular function (GO): RNA binding
Source: RefSeq, a predicted model, not a curated record
CCCCGCCCGCUCCCGGCAGCCCGCGCGCGGCCCGGGGGCCUCGGAGCACGGCGGAACCAUGCCCAAGUCCAAGCGGGACCGCAAAGUGUCCCUGACGCGGACGCCCCGCAAGGGGCUGGAAGCCAAGCAGGCGCUGAUCGCCGAGCUGCGGCGCUGUGUGGAUACCUACAAGUACAUCUUCGUCUUCUCGGUGGCCAACAUGAGGAACAACAAGCUGAAGGAUGUGCGGAACGCCUGGAAGCACAGCAGGAUCUUCUUCGGGAAGAACAAGGUGAUGAUGGUGGCGCUGGGCCGGGAGCCGAGCAGCGAGUACAAGGAGAACCUGCACAAGGUCAGCAAACACCUGAGAGGGGAGGUGGGGCUCCUCUUCACCAACCGCACCAGGGACGAGGUGGACGAGUGGUUCUCCAGGUUCCGGGAGCUGGACUUUGCCCGUGCUGGGAACAAGGCACCGUACGGGGUCAGCCUGGACACGGGGCCCCUGGAGCAGUUCCCCCACUCCAUGGAGCCGCAGCUGCGGCAGCUGGGGCUGCCCACGGCGCUGAAGAAAGGAGUGGUGACGCUGCUUUCGGAUUACGAAGUGUGCAAGGAAGGGGAUGUUCUCACCCCAGAACAGGCCCGUGUGCUGAAACUCUUUGGCUACGAGAUGGCAGAAUUCAAAGUCACCAUGAAGUUUCUGUGGAAUUCUGAGACGGGAGACUUCCAGAAGCUCGUGGGAGAUGCAGCAGAGGAGGAGGAAGAGGAGGAUGAUGAUGGCAGCAAUGAGGACUAACAGCUUGGACACCAGACAGUUCUAUUUUAAGGACAAAAAGAGGAGGAUAUUUCCCUUCCUUGGGUGCACCUGCACUGGGAUGAUCUUUAUAGAAAGUGACCUAACUAUGCUUUUUUUAUAUUUAUAUAAAUAUCUAUGUGAAACCA